Mobula hypostoma (lesser devil ray) is the source of this 2790-nucleotide messenger RNA. RefSeq names its product mpv17-like protein 2. Gene Ontology annotation, cellular component: mitochondrion; cytoplasm; membrane. The record is from RefSeq and is a predicted model, not a curated record. The transcript has 5 exons. The coding region runs from base 931 to 1578 and encodes 215 amino acids. Gene Ontology annotation, biological process: mitochondrial ribosome assembly; cellular response to reactive oxygen species. NCBI's taxonomy places the organism in Eukaryota, Metazoa, Chordata, Chondrichthyes, Myliobatiformes, Myliobatidae.
UCCGAUGGAAGAGGGAGCGAGAGAAUUGGGAGGACGCUGUUAAAUGGAAAUGACAGGCGGAGAAUAGAGAAAGUGACAAUCGAGGAGUUGGAGGAAGGCGAGAGCGAGGGUUAGUGACGGGGGAGUGAGCAGGACCGAGGUGGGUACACAGAGCAAGCGAUCGAGGAUAAAGUGAAAGAAGUCAAAGUCGAAGGCGACGGACAUCUGUCGGGACCGGAAUAGGAAUUCAUGCGUUUAUAAGAUUUGCGGGGAAAAUGGUGAUCUUUGUUUGGAAUAGGGCGACGCAAAGAAAGAAAAUCUGGAGCUAGGAAGUGUAUUACAUUGGAGAGAGAAGGAAGACAGGAAGUAAAAAAAUAGGAGGGUGGUAACGUGUGUGAAUUGAGGCAAGGGUAAAGAGAGGAAGGAAAACAAGCAGGUGAACAGUGAAGUCUGAACUUGUGAUGGCACAUUGAGGCUCAGAAAGAGUGUGUAAAGCAUCUUUGCAACUGCCCAGGAACGUCUUAAGACUUGCGGUCUCUUUCACUGAGGCCCAGGAUUAAUUCCAAAUCCGCAUUGUUUGAAUCUCGGUGUGGGGGUUUCACGGGAUCAUGUGUUGAAAGUGUUUGCCAAACGAGGAAAGCAUUAUCAGCAAGAAAGAAAUUUAAUUGUACGUUCCUAGAACAUAACCGUUAGUAAUAAGGAUUAAAUAUUUAAUCCUUAUUAAACCGUUUGCAGUUGAUGCUGUGAACGGUAUUUGGCCAGAUUGUGGGCAUAAAGUUCCAGGGUGACAUUGAGAAACUCAGAAUGGAGGUUGGAAGGUACUAUCAACAGUAAAACAUUGUUUUGAGAGAAGUAACGACUGCUAACAGGCAGGGUCUUGAAGCAGUCUUCAGUGUCUGAGCAUUUAGCUUUGAUCUUCACCCCCCCCCACAACUCCCCUUGGUACCCAGGAUGGCGGUGCCCCCAAAUCGAAGACUGUUUGUGCGCUUGCUUGGCUACUGGAAGCCCCUAUUCAGUGGCAGAUUUCUGCUUUUAACAAACACCGUUAGCUGCGGGAGUCUGAUGGCAAUGGGCGACAUUAUCCAGCAAACCCGGGAAAUCCGGCGGAAUGCUACCUACCAGCGGGAUUGGUCUCGGACAGGGCGCAUGUUUGCCACGGGUUGUUUAAUCGGCCCCAUUGGGCACUUCUGGUACAAGGCACUGGAUGGGCGGUUCCCGGGACGGACCGUGACCGUGGUGUUGAAAAAGGUGCUGCUGGACCAGCUCAUCGCUUCACCCAUCUUCGGCUUCAUCUAUUUCUUUGGAAUGGGAGCAUUGGAAGGUCACAGUGCCAUGGAAUGCGUGAGAGAAUUCAGGAGCAAGUUCUGGGAAUUUUACAAGGCUGACUGGAUGGUGUGGCCUGCCGCACAGAUAAUCAACUUCUACUUCCUGUCCCCGAAGUACCGUGUCCUAUACGUGAAUUUUCUAACCGUCGGAUGGGACACUUACCUCUCUUACCUUAAGCACGAGAUCCCGCCUGAGCAAGUGGCCUUGUUGGAGGAGACCAAUGUUUCAGAGGGUCAGGGGACAGGACUGGCAUCUGUAGAAGCUGAGCAGUAGCGCUGCCUCAGGACCUUAGCUGGUGGACGAGGCCUGGAGCCUCUCCGGUGUCAGUCGGCCAAUGUAAACCAGUCGUACUUUCCCUAUUGCCCCACCUCGGGAAGAAUUAUAUUAUUUCUGGUUGUAGUUAUUUUUCAGAGCUAUUUUUAACAUUCUGAAUUAUUUGACAAAUUAAAUUAUAUUUUAAGUAUGCAGCAAAUUUGCAUUUUGAUGGCUCUUUCACUGCCUCAGCUGUCUGAUCUAGUGAGGUACAUUUUGUAGUAACUGCUGUAAUAGGACUCACAGAAGCCAAUUUGCAUACAGCAAAAUCUCUCAACUUGAAGAUGUUUAAUCGAUCCAUUUGUAGCUCUAGAUAGGGUCCAUUAUCUUUUAUAUUUACCAUUUGAGGGCAGAUGAGUCCUUUAGUUAGGGAAUUUUGGAAUUUUGUACUGAAUUCAGACAAAGGCACAACUUUCCGGUCUCGGGGAGAGGAUGCAACAUAUUGGGCUGCCACUAGACGGAGCAGAUGGGUCUGCCUCUCCUCCUGCUACCCUCUGUCCAGUGAAGAUUUGGAUUCAUCAUCUGAUUCCAGGUAAGUCUGACAGGAAGUGGAGGGAGGAGAGUGGGCGAGGAUUCUCUGGGCAGAUAGUAGGCUCACCAGCUGCUUUCCCCCCACAUCCCUAUAAAUACUGAAUAUAUUGACUGUCUAGAUACAUCCAUCCGCCAACUCCAGAUUGAAAGACCCCGUACACCUUCAGACUGUGUAUUACAUGGUCUCUAGCUCCGACUCCAGCCCGGACCACAGCUGCCACCACCUCCAGGCCAAGACCUACUUUGCUGCCACUGGAUCCUGGGCUCCCUUUCCCCCAAAACUCCAACACUGCGGUCUCCAGGCUCCCACAUCACCUCUGGGUCCUCAGAGCUUCUAUUUUCCUCCUACCCUACUUUCUCUGUGCAGUCCAAUCAUCACAUCUCCUCUGAGGCCAGUAACUUUCUUUUCCCCCCUCCCCCAACUGAUCCCAGCUCUAAUCCCUGCUCUGUCUUCACCACUCCUUCCGACCUUCUCUCCUCUGAGGUGGAAUGUUCUGUCCUCAGCAAAGACUUUACCUUUAUCCUCCUUUGCCUGCACCUUAGUGAGUUCUGUGCCCGCCAUGACGCCAAGCUCUUCUUCUGUAACCUCCAUCUCAGAGUCCACUUCCUUGGUGAGAAUUCCCCACCCCGCACCAGUGACUC